UACCUUUAUAUGUACGUGGUUUUAAAGAUGCGAUCUUUGGAGAGGGGAAAUUGUCUUUUCUAUAUAAAGUGGAGAGAAUAUUCAUGAUAAUUUAGGUGAUCUAUCAUGAAGAUCAUAGCAUUCGUAGUGUUCUCAACUUUGCUGGGUGUCUGUUUUGGAGAAGAUCUUUGUCUAUGUACCAGAGAGUACAAGCCGGUGUGCGCUUCUAAUGGCAUCUCCUAUAGCAACAAGUGCGAAUUCGAAUGCGCCCAACGCAGCGACGCAGACUUGAGGAUUCUCCAUGACGGCGUCUGCAAAUCGCGAAGAUAUCAACCGGGUCAAUGCAUCUGUCCAGAUGUCUACAGUCCGGUCUGCACGAACUUCGGCACGUUCGCAAACAGCUGCCAAGUUGGCUGUUUCCGGAUGGUUAAUCCCGAUAAAGCGGCCGUAAUUGUAUGCAAAGGCGAGUGUCCUUGCAUAGAAAGUUAAGCAAUGGAACUUAUAGAAUUGUAUUCUCAAGAUCUGCAUUAACUUUGAAAUAAAAUAUAGAACAUCAAUUGAUUUUA
Nicrophorus vespilloides is the source of this 545-nucleotide messenger RNA. Its product is annotated as serine protease inhibitor dipetalogastin-like. The record is from RefSeq and is a predicted model, not a curated record. Gene Ontology annotation, molecular function: protein binding. NCBI's taxonomy places the organism in Eukaryota, Metazoa, Arthropoda, Insecta, Coleoptera, Silphidae. The transcript has a single exon. Bases 106 to 468 code for a protein of 120 amino acids.